AUGGUGGAGCCGUUCUUCAUCGGCAUCGCCACGGGCGCCGUUGCGCUGAUGGCGGCGCUGGCGUCCCUGAUCCUGGGCAUCAAGAACCACGCGCUGAACCAAAGGAAGCUGUCACUGGAAGAGGAGCACCGGCAGGCGGAGGCGAGGCGGCUGACAGACAAGUUCAGGAAUCCCCUGGUGCGGUUUUUUGCGGGGAGGCGGGAGGGUCGUGACCAGUGCGCGUCUCGGGGCAACCCCCGGCCUGGACGCGGCGCGCUGCGCAACCAGUUGCGGGGUGGAGGUCGGGGUGGGGCAGGCACCCCAGGGCUUGUCUGA
Messenger RNA from Monoraphidium neglectum, 315 nucleotides. RefSeq lists its product as hypothetical. The transcript has a single exon. NCBI's taxonomy places the organism in Eukaryota, Viridiplantae, Chlorophyta, Chlorophyceae, Sphaeropleales, Selenastraceae. The record is from RefSeq and is a predicted model, not a curated record. Bases 1 to 315 code for a protein of 104 amino acids.